AUGAAGGUCUGCAUCGAAGAAGCAUGCGACCAAGCUGGUCUCGGCGAGGAGGAAAGGCUGCCUGCCCAGAAGUUUUCAAAGCUGCAUCAACGUCAAUGCGACACUCUCCUUUUCAUCAAGCUUCAGAGUAUCAAGAAACAACUCCAAAAUGGUCAGCAGGAACAAGACAGUGAGUCUCGCUAUGCCACGCUUCUGCUGGACAGUGGUUUCAAGUCUCAGUUACAGGCUAAGCUCGUUGGGUGCCUACUAUCACCCGACAUCACGCACUAUCGCAUUCAGAGUCUCAUCCGGCAAGAACCCGAGAUAUUCAAUGUUCCGGUGCAGUUGUUCGAGCAUCCAGAGCUUGUCAGUCAGCUUCAGAACCUGGUAACCUACGGGCUCUCCACUGCAAGAGGGUCCAUCAAGUCAAAGCUCAAGGAAUCACUUGGGAGGAAGAGGAGGGGGUCCCAGCCUAUCCACGAGCUCUGUGCUACUCUAGCUGUACCUGGAAUGGAAAUCAAGGGUUCCCAUUGGGCUCGAGUCGCAUUCUUGAGACUUUGUUUUGUUGAGUUUCCGAAGCUCAGCAAAGGACCUGAAACUGGGUCUGCCGAAAACACCUCGACUGCAACCAAUGACGCCCUGACCAACGACAACACAAAUACUCCUGUAGGUCAGCGACAACAACUCAGUGAGUAA
This is a messenger RNA of Marasmius oreades (fairy-ring Marasmius), 675 nucleotides long. RefSeq lists its product as uncharacterized. The coding region runs from base 1 to 675 and encodes 224 amino acids. The transcript is spliced from 6 exons. The record is from RefSeq and is a predicted model, not a curated record. Lineage: Eukaryota; Fungi; Basidiomycota; Agaricomycetes; Agaricales; Marasmiaceae.